AUGGAAGUAGCAAACCAAUCCAUUGUGGCUGAAUUUGUCUUGCUGGGGCUGUCAGAUCAGCCAAUGCUGGAAAAAACGUUCUUUGUGCUCAUCCUGACAAUGUACCUGGUGAUCCUGAUGGGCAAUGGGGUCCUCAUCCUGGUGACCAUCCUUGACUCCCACCUGCACACUCCCAUGUACUUCUUCCUGGGCAACCUCUCCUUCCUGGACAUCUGCUACACAACUUCUUCCAUUCCUCUGGUCCUUGAUGGAUUCCUCACUCCUAGGAAAAUCAUCUCCUUCUCAGGAUGUGCUGUGCAGAUGUUUCUGUCCUUUGCCAUGGGAGCCACAGAGUGUGUGCUGCUGAGCAUGAUGGCGUUUGAUCGCUAUGUGGCCAUCUGCAAUCCCCUUCAUUACCCCAUGGUCAUGAGCAAGGCUGUCUAUGUGCCCAUGGCCAUCAGCUCCUGGGUGGCAGGUGGAGCCAACUCGUUGGUGCAGAUUUCUCUUGCAGUACAAUUGCCCUUCUGUGGGGACAACGUCAUCAACCAUUUCACCUGUGAGAUCCUGGCUGUCCUGAAGUUGGCCUGUGCUGACAUCUCCAUCAAUGUGAUUAGCAUGGGGGUGGCCAAUGUGAUCUUCCUGGGGGCCCCCGUCCUAUUCAUUUUUGUCUCCUAUGUCUUCAUACUCACCACCAUCCUGAGGAUCCCCUCAGCUGAGGGCAGGAAAAAAGCCUUUUCCACCUGUUCUGCACACCUUACUGUGGUGGUCAUUUUUUAUGGAACUAUUCUUUUCAUGUAUGCUAAGCCCAAAUCGAAGGAUCCUUUGGGGGCAGACAAGCAGAACCUUUCAGACAAACUCAUCUCCCUAUUUUAUGGAGUAUUGACCCCUAUGCUCAACCCCAUCAUCUACAGCCUCAGAAACAAGGAUGUGAAGAUUGCUGUGAAGAACCUGGUGAAUCAGAAAUGUUUCACACAGCAAUAG
This is a messenger RNA of Fukomys damarensis (Damara mole-rat), 960 nucleotides long. Its product is annotated as olfactory receptor 13C7. Bases 1 to 960 code for a protein of 319 amino acids. Gene Ontology annotation, molecular function: G protein-coupled receptor activity; olfactory receptor activity. Gene Ontology annotation, cellular component: membrane. The record is from RefSeq and is a predicted model, not a curated record. The transcript has a single exon. Lineage: Eukaryota; Metazoa; Chordata; Mammalia; Rodentia; Bathyergidae. Gene Ontology annotation, biological process: G protein-coupled receptor signaling pathway.